Molecule: messenger RNA, 426 nt
Organism: Trachymyrmex cornetzi
Lineage: Eukaryota; Metazoa; Arthropoda; Insecta; Hymenoptera; Formicidae
Exons: 2
Coding region: 1-426 (141 amino acids)
Source: RefSeq, a predicted model, not a curated record
AUGGCUUUUGCUGCGUUAAUGAAGGAUGUCUUGGAAGAAGAAGAGGCAAGAAGAGAAAACUCUAUCAUUAUGAGAACAUUAAGAGAUACUGUCGAUCCUUUCAAUUUGACGGACCAACAGUUUACUAAAGUCUUUCGUUUAUCUAAAGAUGCAGUAAAUUAUUUGUGUGAUGUUAUGGAACCUACUCUUGAGCGUAGACGAACAAAUGGAUUAUGUGUGAAGACUCAGGUUCUGGCUGCAUUACGUUUUUUCGCUAUUGGUUCAUACCAAAAAGGUAUCGGAAAUGACUAUCUUAUAUCAAUCUCACAACCUGCUGUUAGCCGAGCUAUAAAAGCAGUGGCAGUAGGUAUUACUCAAACACUUGCCGAUGAAUGGAUUCAGUUCCCAAGAACAGAGGAAAAGCGGGCUGCUUUAAAAAGAAGGUAG